Molecule: messenger RNA, 215 nt
Organism: Paramecium octaurelia
Lineage: Eukaryota; Ciliophora; Oligohymenophorea; Peniculida; Parameciidae
Source: the annotation of a GenBank genome assembly
AUGGAUUCAUAUAAUGAAACUAAGUACAAGGAAUUAAAAAAGAAGUAUGCAAUUCUCAUGAAAGUACUAAUCAUCUCCUAUCGGAAUAGCAAUAUCAAAUGAUAUAAUAAGAAUAUGAAAAAGUUAAUAGCGAAUUAGCAGAAUCUAUUUAGGAGAAAAGGAUACUCCAAAAUAGAAUUAAUGAAAUUUUGGGAAAGCAAAGUGAAGAAAAUUGA